Messenger RNA from Racocetra fulgida, 2323 nucleotides. The record is from the annotation of a GenBank genome assembly. Lineage: Eukaryota; Fungi; Glomeromycota; Glomeromycetes; Diversisporales; Gigasporaceae.
UCAAAUUUUGAAUGGUAUAUUGCAGUCUUGGUAGAUCUUACUCAUGUAGCUGGUGUUAAUGUUGGUGAACUACUAACAACACAAAUAAUGGAUGUUGGUGUUCGUGUCAAGAGUGUACGGCAAUAUUGUGUAAAAGCAAUGCAAAGGUUGCUCUCGGAUUCUAGUCUUUUGGAAAAUUCUAAAUUUUCAGAAUCUAAUACUGAAGUGCUUUAUGCUGCUGCUUGGAUAACGGGAGAAUAUUGCAGUUACCUGGAAACGCCAACUGAUACCAUUGGAUAUCUUAUUCAGCCUGGUGUCACAAAGCUUUCGCAUAAUGUUCAAGCUGUUUAUAUUCAAACUAUUUUGAAAAUAUAUGCACAGUGGGCAAACGGUUUGACUUAUAACUGGGAUGAGGAUUCAAAACAGGAAUUAUUGCGGUUUACAGAAAUGAUAAAAGAUAAAAUCUCAAUAUUUUGUUCUAGUACCGAUUUGGAAGUUCAGGAGAGGGCGUACAAUGCACGGGAGAUAUUUUCAAUAAUCCAUCAAAAUUUGACUAUGACACCAGAAAAUUCGUUUGAUAUUAAAAAUGAUAUAUAUGCCUCAACCAAUAAAUCUCCUGACGUCAUCCCUGAACUUUAUUCGCUUUUUUUUUCUUAUGAGCUUAACCCCGUGGCUCCUAAAGCACAAAAAAAGGUGCCUGUUCCUGAUGGAUUAGACUUAGAUGCAUGGAUUAAUGAACCGUUACCUGAAUCAGAAAACAAUGAGAGUGAAGAGGAGGAAGAAAGUUAUGGGUAUGGAUAUACUCAAAAGUUUGGUGGGAGUGGUGAUUUGAUAUUUUCUAGUGGUAGUGGUACAGCAAUUGGAAGGCGUCGCGGUAGAAAAUCAAGUAAAAAAAAGUAUGACAGUGAAGAAGAUGAGGAAAUUAAGGAAAAGCGUCGUAAAGAACGUAUUGAGCGUAUCAAGAAUGAUCCAUUUUACAUUAGUAGUACAGGAAAAGAUCUAUUGAAAAAUUCAGAAGAAAUUGACGUGGAUUCUAUACCAGUAGUUCGUUUAACAAUGGAUGAAUUUAACUUUAAAAGUAAUGAUUACAAUAGUCUCAUUCACAUUACUUUUAAUGUCAAUGGCAAAAAAAAUAAUCCAUCGAAAAAAGAAGACCGACAUUCACCGCCACUUGCCCCACCGGUUAUUUAUACUGACAUUGGUGAGAUGCCAGAGAAUGCUACUAUAUCUGAUGAAGAAAAGGAUACUACAAAGACCAGCUAUAAUAAUAAUCCUUGGAAUACAAUAUCAAGCAAAACUGGUAUUUUGGAUGUAGAUUUUUCUGGUGUAUCAAAUGUAGACCUGUCAACACCAUUAGGAAAAGAUGAGAAAUUUCCACAGGCUGCAGUUUAUCUUGCACCCGAGGAGGUUCGAAGGCGAGAAGAGGAAAGGAUAAGACGAAGAAUUGAAGAAAGACGAAUCAAGCAAGUACAAGAAAGUACAUCUCGGACUAAAAAAAACAAGGACGAGAAACAAAAGACGAAAGUCUCUUUGGAGGUUACACCAAAAGCAAAAAGUGCAGAAAAUCAUGGUGAACAAUCUUCUAAAUCCAAGAAGGCACCCAAGAAAAAACGAGUCGAAGAGACUGAUGAUCGAAAGAAAAAAGGAAAGAAGGACAAAGGAAAGAAUUUAACAUCUGAUGGUGCCACAUCAGAACAUAAUAAUGUAGUUGUAGAACCGCAUCUAAUUAGCACUGUCCCAAUCAAAUUGGUGGAUUCAGACGAUAUUCAACUUUAUACGUUAAGAUUAGGUUCUUCUACAGAAGUCAAAAAUGAACCUCCUAUAAUGGUUGCGGAUUUCACUGUUCGCAAUAAUUGUUCAUACAAAUAUCCCCUUUCUAAAUUGGCAUUUGCUUUUGAAUCAACAUCAGACAUACAAUUUGACAAAGCAUUAAUAGAAAUAGGUGAAUUACAACAUGACGAACAGAAAAGCGUGACUAUAGAAUUUAAAGUCAUGGGAAUUGUUGGCGCGGAAGAGUUUAAGUCGUGUGUUUCCAAAACAGCAGACUUUCCAUUUACUGGAUCAACGUCUAUACGCCUAGAUGCUUCAACUAAUUUAAUUGAACAAUCUUUCCAAAACGAUGUGAUACGAUUAAUAUCAAUGGCAACUGGAACACAUAUUGUUGAGCAAAUCCCAGGUGCUAUAACAAUGUAUGGUAGGAGUGUACAAGGAUAUCAAGUUGCUGGGUUAGCAAAAUUAACUGUUGAAAAAAAUUUAGUGGUAGAAGAAAUUGAUAUACCUGGCAGCGCUCAAAAUACAGGAGUUCGCAUUGAACUUAAAUGCACAGACCAGGCAUUCGUUGAUG